Molecule: messenger RNA, 1686 nt
Organism: Naegleria lovaniensis
Lineage: Eukaryota; Heterolobosea; Eutetramitea; Acrasida; Naegleriidae
Exons: 4
Coding region: 1-1686 (561 amino acids)
Source: RefSeq, a predicted model, not a curated record
AUGUUUAAGGAAAAAAUGAGCCUACAUUCACUCCAUCAACAAUUUCACUCAUCUCCCGAAAGCGCAAGGGAAGAAAGAGAAGACUCAACCCAUUCUAUGAACAAUGGUAAAACCAUUACUACUGUGAACUCGUCCUUCUCUCCACUCACUCCCACUACAAAAUAUAGAAGGGAGUUUCCCAGUUCUAAGCUGGUUUGGGGCUCGCCUCAUGGACGUGAAAAUGAUGAUGGAGGUAGCAAGGAACGAAAAUCAUCGAGUACAAUCUCGUCCUCUCCAAUUUCGGAACGAAUAAGGAAUCUUAAACUUCACAGUGCAUUACUAAGAUCACCAAAUAUGAGUGGAGAAAAGAACACUACUUCUCCGAGAGAAGAUACGGGUACUCUCUCAAGUGUUUCAACACAAAGUAGAUCUAAAUUGGACAAUCUUGAUGAUCAUUUCACGCCAUCCUUAUUUUGUAAAUUGAUUUCAUACGAAGAACUUCAUUCUACACAAGGCUCUGACCAAAUUGUGUGUAGUAGCGUUGAGACCAUUGAAUUUCCCGAGUUGAGUAUUAGGCACAAAGUCCUAAAGGAUGAAAACAAAACUCUAUUUGACUACCCGCCUGAGGUUUCAUUGCUUCAGUGUGCAAGUGGAUUAGAUCACUAUAUUUUUGUUUUCAGUAACGGAAGUGUUUAUGUUUUAGGUAGUAAUCAAAACGGUGAGAUUGGUCUUGGUUAUGAAGUUGAAGGUAUUGAAGGAAUUUAUGCUCACAAAAAUAGGUUUUUUGAUAUUGAGAAAAAGAGAGGAUGUUUACGCGUGACUUGUGGAGCUAGCCAUAGUAUUUUUGAAUGUGAAGACGGUAAUAUCUAUGGCUGUGGAAGCAAUGAAAUGAGCCAGUUGAGUUGCCAUGUGAAGACAUCUGAAGAUUGGAUUAGCCCAAAAACAUGCAUCUACGAGCCAACUAAAUUACUGAUCAAUGGUCCUGUAAAAGUGUUAGGAGCACACGCUACCAUGUCAUACUUUUUCCCCAUAAGAGUGUGUGGCCCAAAUAUGCAUGGAAACAUUGGCCCUAGGCAAAGAGCAUCUCUGGUUGAUUUACAGGCCUUGAUGGAUAAUUUAAUUUUCAAGCCCCUUAAUAAUAACUCUGAGAAUAGAGGAUUAGUGAUAAAAUCCUUUCCCUCGUAUAUUGGUGCUACGGAGACCACCACUUGGUUUACAUUUGAGAGAGAAUACGAACGAUCUACUGUAAUGGAUAUAUUUGCAAUUGAAAAGGGAGUAAUGAGAUGUAUCCUAACCUUACAGGACCCUUCUUUCUUGAGAGGAAUGGCAUGUACCAAACAAUAUCCUCUACUUCAUGUGUAUGAUAAGAAAACUAAUAGCGAGGGUUUAAUUGUUCCCUUAGAUCUUGCAAAAAAACUGAAGAAAGGGCCAUGGAGGAGCAUUGCAACGAAUUUCGAUGAAACCGUCAAAUUGACAUUCGUUUCUUUUUCCUCGUUGGCCCAACCCAUUGUCAAAAUAACGAAAGUUGAAACAUGUCCAUUCAAUAAUGUAAUAAUUUUACAUGAAGAAGGAGGAAACACAAUAUGGGUUAGUAAGGAGAGCACAUUCAAAAGUAUUAGCGCUCAACAGUUCUUAACGGAGGAAUGCUUCUCUUUGGGAAUGAAUGUGACCUGCUCACAGAGUAGAAUGCUCAUUUACCUGAAAUAA